GGCUCCCCUGGUCAGGCUACUCUUCAAUAGUCCCGACGUUUUGCUCAUUUCAAUAUGGGAGUGGGGAACAGUUCGCUUCUGCUCGAGCCCAGUACCGGUAUCCCUACCGAGUAGUCUACUACACUGUGUCCAAUUUUGGAGUCACUGUCCAUCGCGCCAAGCCCCUGCAAUAGCCGGCCGGGAAUAAGUCAUUGUGCAUCGCACCACUACCUCGACGAAACCGCGCGGGACAUGCGCCAGAGGAAUGGAUCCUACACUUCAUUCGCAAUCCUCGCCUUCCUCCUGCCUGGCAGUGAGAUUCAGGAUGCGGGGUUGCACUGAGGGAAAACUGCCAAUCAGCAACGGAAUUCACUUUGUGGAGCCGAGGCAGGCCUUUGCUGCCUCAACCUCAAUCCCAUCGCCCGGUUUCGUGGAGACACCAAUCAGGAACAAGAGUGUGACCGAGGCAGAUUCCAAAAACCUUAAUCCGACCUCGCCCGUCGCCGCGUGUCCAACUGGGCGUUCCCCACCGAAGCCGUGGCCCCUGCGAGAGCUCACAACACCAUCGUCUGGACACGGCGGAAUUAUCCCACGGUGGACUAAUUGCGCUCCAUCCAGCGAAGCGAGAUCGUAUCCUGACAACGACGGCUUCCCUUUGUGUGCUGCAUAUAUCAUACCUGCUGAUGUUGGUGUUCAGGCGCAGAGUUCUGCCCGUUCACUCCCUCGCCUUGAUGCAGGAGAUCGAACCACCACUUCGAUGGUACAUGGUGGGGAAGUAAUUCCCCUCGUACAACAAUGAAGCAAAACAUAUCAAUUGCUAACUCUUGCCAACUAGUCCUUUUUAUCUCAGGAUCCAUCUUCACAGCACCCGGGGAAGUGGCAAGUGGGACGACCCACAGCGAACCUUAGCUUGAAUACACAGUACAUCGAGCAGUGGAGCAAACCUGCG
This is a messenger RNA of Westerdykella ornata, 928 nucleotides long. RefSeq lists its product as uncharacterized. NCBI's taxonomy places the organism in Eukaryota, Fungi, Ascomycota, Dothideomycetes, Pleosporales, Sporormiaceae. The transcript has a single exon. The coding region runs from base 245 to 778 and encodes 177 amino acids. The record is from RefSeq and is a predicted model, not a curated record.